Tyto alba (common barn owl) is the source of this 1196-nucleotide messenger RNA. Its product is annotated as homologous-pairing protein 2 homolog. Gene Ontology annotation, cellular component: DNA recombinase auxiliary factor complex; condensed nuclear chromosome. Gene Ontology annotation, molecular function: double-stranded DNA binding; recombinase activator activity. The transcript is spliced from 8 exons. Gene Ontology annotation, biological process: meiotic joint molecule formation; meiotic strand invasion involved in reciprocal meiotic recombination; homologous chromosome pairing at meiosis. The record is from RefSeq and is a predicted model, not a curated record. Lineage: Eukaryota; Metazoa; Chordata; Aves; Strigiformes; Tytonidae. Bases 120 to 782 code for a protein of 220 amino acids.
CGGGGCGGGGCUUCGCAUCACCCGCCAAUGGGAGCCCUCCGCUCGUCCCUUUCCCCGGUGGGCGGGCGGCGCGCAGGAAGUGCGUCACGCCGCCGGACGGGAGCGGAGCGGGGCGGAGGAUGAGCAAAAGCCGGGAGGGGCCCGCGGCGGGCGGGGGCGCCGCCGCUGUCCUGCUGCGGUACCUGCGGGAGCAGAACCGGCCGUACAGCGCCCAGGACGCCUUCGGGAACCUGCAGCGGGAGCACGGGCUGGGCAAGGCGGCCGUGGUGAAGGCGCUGGAGCAGCUGGCGCAGCAGGGCCGCGUCCGUGAGAAAACCUACGGGAAGCAGAAGAUCUACUUCGCCGCCCAGGAGCAGCUCCCGGCCGCCGGCGACGCGGAGCUCCGCGGCCUGGACGGGCAGAUUGCCGCGCUCUCGGCCAAGGUGCAGGCGCUGCAGCAGAGCUGCCGGCACGCGGAGGCGGAGCUGAAGGACCUGAACAGCUCCAUGACGACCCCUGAGAUGGCCAGAGAGGUCGAGGAGCUGAGGAAGGACUGUGCGAGUUACGCAGAGAAACUGGAGAGGAUCAAGUCUGCCAGCAGCCACGUGACUCCAGAAGAGAAAGAGAAGGUCUGUGGCGAGCAGAGGCUGUACUGCCGGGAGUGGCGGCGGCGGAAGCGCAUGGCGACCGAGCUGCUGGAGGCCAUCCUGGAGGGGUACCCCAAAAGCAAGAAGCAAUUCUUCGAGGAGGUUGGGAUCGAGACGGACGAGGACCACAACGUCACGCUGCCGGCAGCUGUGUGAGCCCCAGGGACCAGAAGCUGAUGCAGCAACUCAGCUGUUGGGUUGAUUUUUUUUUUCCCCCUUUUGCGGGGCUUGGGCUUGUCCUGCUUAUUUGUUUGUUUUAAAAUGCUUUGCAGCUGGAAGGGGGGGGUGGAGGGACUCAGCCUUGGGCCCUCUCAGCAUCUUGCCGGCGGAGGGAACAUUAUUUCUCCCUGCCCUUCAGGGUGGCCCCAGGGGGCUGCGUAGGGGAGGGUGCAAGUACACGGCUCUGCGGCCCCUGGGGUUGCCCUAAGAACAGAAGUGAGUGCCUCAGCAAGGCCAGUGAACUUGGGACUGUUAUGGCUGCAGAGCUCUACCACUGUUUCACCUGCUUCCCACAGUCUGACCGAGCGGUACUCGAGAAGCUGACACAUUAAACUCCAGGAUUUUGGUUGA